Scatophagus argus is the source of this 407-nucleotide messenger RNA. Its product is annotated as cytochrome c oxidase subunit 7C, mitochondrial. The record is from RefSeq and is a predicted model, not a curated record. The transcript has 3 exons. Gene Ontology annotation, biological process: mitochondrial electron transport, cytochrome c to oxygen. NCBI's taxonomy places the organism in Eukaryota, Metazoa, Chordata, Actinopteri, Scatophagidae. Bases 86 to 277 code for a protein of 63 amino acids.
UUUGCGACGUUCCGCCGCUCAGUGAAACAAGAAGGUCGCACGUAGCAUUGUCAUAUUGAGGCUGGGAAGAAACCAGACAGUAAUUAUGCUGAGACAAGUUGUAAGACGAUUCACAACGUCUGCUGUUCGCUCUUCACACUAUGAGGAAGGGCCAGGGAAGAACCUGCCAUUUUCCGUGGAGAACAAAUGGCGUCUGCUGGGCAUGAUGGUGGCGUUCUUUGGCAGCGGCUUCGCAUUCCCCUUUAUCGUCGUUAGGCAUCAGAUCCUGAAGAAGUAAAAUGGCCUCAUGCUAUUGCUCAGCCUUCAAGGUCGUCAGCUGGAACAUACUUAUCCAUCAGAGUUCUAUCCAUGCAGAAGAAUGGGAAUCUCUUAAUUUUCUUUGUAAAUAAAGUUUCCUCAAAUAUGAA